UGAGUACAAGCCGCGCGCGCGUUGCGAUCGUUUCUAGCGACGAUUUGACGCUUUCUGUUCGAAGGAAAUUUUAUGUCAAAUUUUUAAAGUGGAGCGUUACGUUGUUAAUUUUAUGGAUUCGUAUUGGACAAUUAAUGAUCGCAGUGAACAUGAGAACGUCGUUGCAGCGCUCAUAGUGUUUACCGGAUUGUGAAACCUUGUAAUGAGUGUUAAGUUAAAAACAUAAUCGUAUCGUUAAAAUGCGCGCGUGGACUGUAUUGCUGACCGUCGCCUGUGUCGGGGGAACCCUCGGUUGUAACUUCUAUCCUGUCGGAGAGUAUUUAAAAUUUGUGAGGAUACCAGAAAAUUUGCAAGUCGGGGAAGAAGUGCUGAAAGUUGAAGUACAUCCGAGAAAGAACCUGGUGCUGCAAGCGGUGGAGCGGUCGGAAGAUGCCCACAUGUUCACCUACCGUGACCUUAACCGAACCCACGUGGCUGUGGUGUUAGCACAGAGCGUGGACCAUUUAGUGGACAGCGCAGCACCACAGAACGUUCUCAAGUUCAGACUAGGCUGCGACUUUGACUCCGGGGACGACUUGAUAUCUGCAUACUUAUCGGUGACAGUGUACAUCGAGGAUAUUAACGACAACUCCCCCGUUUUCCUCGACGCGCCAUACACGGUCACCGUGGACGAGCUGACACCCACAGGUCUAACCAUAUUCAAGCACAUUCGAGCACUCGACAGAGAUAAGCCAAACACUCCCAACUCCGACAUCCACUACAGUAUCAUAGCGGGGGACGAGGAGGGCCGCUUCGCUCUCGAGAGCUCGAACAAGCCCGCGCUUGUAUUGAGGAAACCAUUGGACUUUGACAGCGGGGAUAGAGAGUUCCUGCUCACCCUAGUAGCAUCUGACAGUGGAUCUCCCCCAAGGAGUACCAACACAACACUUCUAGUGAUCGUUCAGGACAAUGAUGACUUGCCUCCCAAGUUUACUCUGGAUGUUUACAAAACUAAAAUACCUGAAUUCUAUCCGUUACUCGGAAAAAGAAUUCACCAGGAGUUAUCAUUCGAGCAUCCAAUCAGAGCGUUCGAUCAGGAUAGUGGAGUGGCAGCGCCGGUUCGCUACGAGCUGAUCUCUGGUAAUGAGAGGAGACUGUUCUCUCUCAGCGCAUUAAAUGGGAGUUUGUUUUUAGACAGAGAAAUAGAUUUGGACGCUGAAACAGGAUUGCCUGCAAACACAUUCAUGCUUCAAAUUCAGGCUUCACAAGUGGACAAUCCUCUCAAAUCAGCCCAAGCGAGAGUUGAAAUAGAAGUAUUAGACCUCAACGAUAACCUUCCAGACUUUGAAGUUGAUUUCUAUAAUAUAAGCAUCGUUGAAAAUCUUCCAAAUGGUUUCAGUGUUCUUCAAGUAAUGGCAACAGAUAAAGAUCAAGGAGACAAUGGAGAAUUUAGUUAUCAAUUAAACGACCCACAUCAGGCUUUUUCCAUAGAUCCUAGAACUGGCUGGCUGACGGUGAAAAAUCAGACUGUAUUAGAUCGUGAAGAACACUCUUCCCUUCGUAUGAAAGUAUAUGCUAAUGAAAAAAAUCCAAGCAUAGUUGGUACGUUUUUGGACAAACAAAGGCUGUCAAAAUGGCGUCGUGGUCCAACUACACCGAAGUUUACGUCUUCGAAAGAGAAAACAACAUACGUAUUUCCCGAUAAAAUCGGAACCAAAAGCGAAAACAUCGAAUAUUUUGAAGACAAAAACCAACUCAUGUCGUUUGUCACUGUAGAGGUCACAUUACUAGAUGCAAAUGACAACAAUCCAAUUUUCAUUCCAAGUAAUCUGUAUGAAUUCACAAUCAGAUCAAAUGCAAAUAUGGGCGAUGAAAUUGGAAAGGUAAAAGCCGUUGAUCCUGAUUUAGGUCGGAAUGGAAUGGUGCUUUAUGACUUACAAAGGACAAGCAACUUGACCGUUACUUCAUCCUUCCAAAUAGACGCACAGACUGGAACCAUCACAUUAGCUGAGUCACCCCUAUUGGGUGGAAGACAUGCACUAUUUAUCGAAGCUUCGGAUCAACCUGCUAAUCCCAGUGAAAGACGAUAUUCUUUAGCUGUCGUUACUAUUGAUGUUAUUAAUGUUAAUAAAGGGACACAUGCUGACAAGCCCGAUUUCAUUGGAGCACCAUAUGAAUUCUGGGUUGGUUCUAAUGUUGGGAUCGGGACCAGUGUAGGGCAAAUAAAGGUAAACGAAGUGAUGAAAAGAAGUGAACUUUCAUAUGACUUGCUUCAUGGAUAUGAAGAUGGAGUGCCGUUUGCGGUUGAAGAACGCUCUGGAGUAAUAACUGUAAUAGAUGAACUAGCAAAAUAUCCGCGGCCUGUGUACGACUUCGAAGCUUUGGCUAUACAAGAAAAGCUUAACGUCACCAUUUCCACCAAUACAUCCAUACAUAUCGUUGACGUUAACGAUGAGAGAGAGGGACACAUUCCCCACUUGUGUUUCACGUUAAAGAGAAUAUCGCUGGUGCUACAAUUGGUCAAAUAUUUCAAAUUAACAUAAGUACAUUAUUAGCAAAUAAUUCAGGAAAAAUUCAAUUUAUCAUCGCAAAUCAACAAGAUGUUUCAGAUGAUAUCGCCAUAGGACAAGACGGAACAAUCUAUGCCCAAAAAGCGUUGGAUAGAGAAAGACGAGAUAUCUAUAGAAUGACUGUUGUUGCUGAAUUCCGUAGAGGUAUUAUUACUGGAGCGGGAUUAUACCAAAUCACAAUAUUUGUUGAUGAUGAAAAUGAC
Molecule: messenger RNA, 2752 nt
Organism: Leptidea sinapis
Lineage: Eukaryota; Metazoa; Arthropoda; Insecta; Lepidoptera; Pieridae
Gene: Cad89D
Product: cadherin-89D
Exons: 15
Coding region: 240-2522 (760 amino acids)
Biological process (GO): homophilic cell-cell adhesion
Cellular component (GO): plasma membrane
Molecular function (GO): calcium ion binding
Source: RefSeq, a predicted model, not a curated record